AACCAGCAGACAAACAUAUUCUUGGAACCACUCACUACAUACAGAUCAGCCCCUGGUCAUCGUUCCUCCCACUCCUUUCAACUCAAGUUCCUACCUGCGCCCGAACACGCUCUACACAUCCUUGGGAAUUCUAGGCUCGAGUUGAAUUCUUUUUAGUCAUUUAUUAUUGUACAAGAGAAAGAGAAACCCGUGGUCCAAUCGCGACAAGAAAACCUUAAGGUGACCAAGUUGUAGUUGGAUUCAUCGCUGUAAGACCAGGCCCUUCCUUCAGCAGCGCGGAUCAUCGUUUAUUUCAAAUAUCACUUCCACAAAACAGAAUGUCUUCCAGUUCAGGGUCUCAACUUCCGUCUCGCCGUGGUUCUUCACUUAAUCUUGCCACCCCCGCCCAUCGAUCCCAAGGCACUCUCUGCUUACCACGCCCAGUUGCAAUGCGCCAAACCAGUGAUCGUGGAGUGCAGCCAGACCUCAGCCGCCACCUCAUACGCGGCCAUCCUCGUGUUUCGCAUGCAAGUAACGCGACUGGUGAUGGGAUCCAACCUGGCCGACACAAGAUGGCCAACUAUGGUCAGAUUGAAAGACGCCUCGCUAGAACCCAACGCGUCCAGGAGUCAAGUCCUCUUAACCAUCCCAAGCGACAUCGCAUUCCACCUUGCCUACAGCACGAACGGCGACAAAUUUCGACUAUCCAACUAGAGCGGACUCCAGCUUCGGAAUCGAAAUUCAAGACCAAGGGGAUCUCUCCCUAUAUUCCAAGACAUUCUCGCACUCCCUUGUCUCCCUGUCUGUCGCCCCCCUCAAGAAUUAUCUCUUCAAUCUCCCGAUCAGGUCCUGGAGGGUGCACCAAAAUCCUCUCCAAGAUUCGUCUUCCACUCGUCAUCACUCAUCCAGUGAUUAAUCCGAACGAUCACCAUAAUCAAAACUUACAGCCGAAGGUUUACGACUUAUCCCCGUCCUGGUGCUCACCCAAUCUCCAAAAGUCAGCUCAUAGAUAUAUCAUGUCUCAGGGCGAGGAUCGAAAUCCGGAUAACGAAAUACUGGCGGGAUUCUUGAAAAACAAUGGGGGUUAUUUAGAUGACAGCGAUGACGAGGAAGAAGAAGAAGAAGAAGCGCAAGGAUAUAGGUCCGGAAAUACGAUGCUAUCCACCGUCAAGUUCCUCAGAAGAAAGAUCCCAUACCCAUUUGAAUUUCGCGCUCCCAGCUGUCAACCAUCGUCCUUUCGCUCGUAUUCCAGCUCCGCAUCUUGCAGUCACUCCACUCAAGCUGGCUCUUCCAAUUCACGAUCGACCAUCUCUUUUUCAAAUCAGUCUUACGCCAAUCGAAUCCAUAAACCCCCUUCGACGUACGGUCGAUGUGACCCUCGAUUCGGCUGCUGAGAAGGAUGAGAACCAACACACUACUUUCAUGUUACCAUAAUUCUGUCCCUUAAAAAUUUUAUUCAAAAAAACUAGUUGUUCAAUCUUUGCAUGUUGCCAAUCAUUAUAUUUAAUUCUCUUAAUCAGUCCUACCAAAAUUCAUCUGGCAAUCCGAAAAAAAAAGUAUUUAAUGCUGCUCGCGCUUCCCUUCAUUCGUGUCUUGAAAUGUUCUUUUUUUUUUUGGUUUCUUGUGAUUUAUCUACAAACAGAUCCAACCGAUGUUUUUAUAAUCUAUUUUUAAUUGCAUGCAAAAACAAACUAUGGAAAGAUCCAUUGUGAAGCUUA
Molecule: messenger RNA, 1697 nt
Organism: Puccinia graminis f. sp. tritici CRL 75-36-700-3
Lineage: Eukaryota; Fungi; Basidiomycota; Pucciniomycetes; Pucciniales; Pucciniaceae
Exons: 2
Coding region: 318-1373 (351 amino acids)
Source: RefSeq, a predicted model, not a curated record